AAAAAAACCGCAACCCCUACGCUGACGAGAACGCCCGCACAGCACCGCAGGAGACACCCUGCCCCGCUCCCUCAGCGGGGUGAGUCUGGCGAGGGUGGUGAGCCCCGCUGUGCCCGCGCGAUGCCCAGCCUCGGCUGCUAUCCUGCCGGGAGAGGAGACGUGCAGCUGCAACCGCAGCAGCUGCAGCAGCAGGGUCGGGAGAUGACUGCGGCGACUGCGGCGGCGAUGAAGAUGCUGGUGGCGCCCGCGCACCCGGCCACCUCCUGCUGCUCGUGCAGGAACGCGGCCGUGUUCCACACGAUCAACGCGCUGCUCGACAACAACCUGGACCUGAGCGGCUUGUGUCGAUGCACGCCAGCCGAGUGCCCGGCGGCUCCGUGCGAGGGCUCCGCGCCUUCGCCGCAACCGUGCCCGGCCACGGCGUGCCAGCAGGCCUCUGCCGACUGCGCGAAGAAACCGCAGCGGAGGCAACAGCAACAGCAGCAGCAACGGGAAGACACGGACGAGGGCGAAGGGAACGCCGUCAUCGCCGCGCGGAAGAUCGAUUCUGCCCAGCGCGACGGUGGCGACGCGGCGGCCGACGGGAACGGGAAGGAGGUCCGAGGUGCAUCGACUGUCGACGUGGAGCUCCUCCGUUUCGCCAUUUCGGAAUUCCUCGGUAGCGGCGGCAGCACGCAGCGGAAGGUCGCGGGGGAUACGGGUGGUGACGUCGACGUGGCCGCGUUGGUGCCGCACUGCAAAGUGACGCAGCUGAGCAGUCGGCAAUUAGCGAGGAGUGGAGGUGAGGAGACGGAGGCGCCAGCGGCCACCAAGAGGUCGUCUGUUGCGGCGGUGACGAGGAAGUCCCGUGACGGGCCGACCGGGAGGGUCCCGCGGGUCAUGGAGGCCAGGCCGGUCGCCCCGGCCGAUGCGGCGGUCUGUCACAUCGAGAAGGAGGCGCUCUUGCACAAGAAGUCUGCAGUGGUGAGCGACGCCAAAUGCGGGUGGAGUGGCAAGCUUCCCAAGAGAAGUCACCAGAGUCCCACCUAUUCCUGCAAGGUGUUCAUGGGUGGCGUUCCCUGGGACAUCACCGAAGCUGGGAUCUUGAACUCCGUGAAGAACUUUGGGCCUCUGGUGGUCGAGUGGCCGGUGCGAGACGGGAAGCAACAGACGGCUCGCAAGGAAGCGUUUCCCAAAGGCUACGUGUACAUUCUGUUUGAGCAAGAACGGUCGAUACGCGCCUUACUGCAGGCCUGCAAAACCAACUACAACAACGCCUUCGGCUGCAACAUGUACUACUACGAGGUGUCGAGCCGCAAAAUGAAGAGCAAAGUGGUGCAGGUGAUUCCCUGGGUGGUGGCCGACAGUAACUACACCAGCUUCCCGUCCCCGCGGCUGGAGAGCCACAAGACUGUGUUUGUGGGCGCUCUGCACGGCAUGCUCAACGCCGAGGGGCUGGCGGUGAUCAUGAACGACCUGUUUGGAGGCGUCGUCUAUGCUGGAAUCGACACGGACAAGUACAAGUACCCCAUAGGGUCUGGCCGCGUAACCUUCAACAACCCCACGAGUUACAUGAACGCCGUGACGGCCGCCAUCGUGGAAAUAAAGACGACAAAGUUCACCAAGAAGAUCCAGAUCGACCCAUACCUGGAAGACUCCAUUUGCCAAGUCUGCAGCCACAGUCCCGGAAACUUCUUCUGCCGUGCCACGGUCUGCUUCAGCUACUACUGCCGGAGCUGCUGGCAGCUGAGGCACUCGGCGGAGGGGCUCAGCUCGCACCGGCCGCUGAUGAGAAACCAGAGGGUGAAGACGGCGCAGUGAGAUCUCCUCCUGGGCUUGCGUCGUCUCCUACGAAAUUUGUGCGGCAGUCCUAUAUUUUUUGUUCGUGUGAAGUGUGUGUGUGUGUGAAGAGUGGAGAGGUGUGUGGUGUUGAUGUUAUUCCUUUGCGACUGUUUGUGACCGCACGCGUCUGUCCCAAAUCUCUGCUCCCGGCAGCCACGAGCAGAUUCCGGCGACUUCACCACCCCAGCCCCCCACCCCCUGUAAUUUA
Molecule: messenger RNA, 2029 nt
Organism: Lethenteron reissneri (Far Eastern brook lamprey)
Lineage: Eukaryota; Metazoa; Chordata; Hyperoartia; Petromyzontiformes; Petromyzontidae
Product: cytoplasmic polyadenylation element-binding protein 1-like
Biological process (GO): negative regulation of cytoplasmic translation
Cellular component (GO): neuron projection; cytoplasm; nucleus
Molecular function (GO): mRNA regulatory element binding translation repressor activity; translation factor activity, RNA binding; mRNA 3'-UTR binding
Source: RefSeq, a predicted model, not a curated record